AUGGGCCGGCCUCGCAAGCGGCGCCUGUUCGAGGACGCCAGCCUGGACGACGCAGCACCCCUACCCGUAGAAAACGUGCCCAUAUCAACCGCAUUUCCCGAGAUCGAUACCUCUACCCAACCGGACUUCUUCGCUCAAGAUCAUGCUUUUGACUUUCUGGACCCUGCGCACACCAGUCUGGAUUAUCUAAACCUCCUACCGUACGACCUGAGUGACACGACAGCCUUGGAUCCGCAGCUCCUUCUACCCCAUAAUGGCUGCGACCAAGCGCAACAACCCCUGAAUCUAGGUGAUGUCGACCUACUGGACAGCAUCAACUUUGAUGACGAACAAGAGCCCGAUCCUCUUAGUGCAGCCGCGCCCUCAACGCACGGCGAGCGGGUGCUGCGCUUCUGGCAGAGUCAGUUGCAGCCGCAGAGCCAGAUACACAACGAAACAUCCGACAGAUCGUCUUCUCCAUCAAGCGGACCAUCCAACUCUGCCUCAACGCCUCCAUCGCAGCACUACACCACGUCGGUCGAAACCUCGCCCUCGCCGGGGUUCAAGCCCGUACGCUCCAUCGAGUGCGGCUGCCUAUCCGUGCUGUACCGCACCCUCGAGUCGCUGUCGCGCCUGCCAUCGGACAUACCCAGCGCCGUCCGCAUCGCGCGACGAGCCACCGAGGUGGCCCAUCAGACCAUCCGAUGCCCCGUCUGCGGCGACUUCCAGUCUCACGAUCCGCUGGAGGCGCCGCCGAUCCAGUGCUACCAGAACAUGAUGCUCGUCGUCACCCUCAUACCCUCCGCCUGCAACGCCUACGCCAUGAUCCUGGACAUGAUCGACAAGGAGACGGACGGCGCGCGGCGAGACGGGCGGCAGAUGUGGUUCAGUUUCCAGGAGCUGGGCGGCCUCAUGGGCAGCGUGGGCGAGCAUGACGGGUGCGCGAGCAUGCGGCCCCUGAACAACCGGCCGAUGGAGCCGGGCAUGUGGAGGACGACGAUGCGGGCCAUCCUGCGGCUGGACGUGUACGGGCACCACCCGACGCCGGGCGAGGCGGACGAUUUCGGGUUCCAGUCGCAAGGUCUCAAGGACGUGGUGACGGCGAUGGAGGACCGGAGUCGAAAACGGCAUGCCCUCAUGGACAAGCUGUUGGCCGACGGCAAGACGCCGCACGACACCGUGUUUUUUCGACAUGAUGCGAAAACCGCACAGAAACUGGUGCCCGAGGAGGAGCGCAGCUGCAUGAGGGUGCUGGACUCGGCGCGCCUGGCACUGGAGCAUUUGGUCAUUGCGUGA
Emericellopsis cladophorae is the source of this 1275-nucleotide messenger RNA. RefSeq lists its product as uncharacterized. Lineage: Eukaryota; Fungi; Ascomycota; Sordariomycetes; Hypocreales; Bionectriaceae. The record is from RefSeq and is a predicted model, not a curated record. The transcript has a single exon. The coding region runs from base 1 to 1275 and encodes 424 amino acids.